GUGCGGAGACAAGACAGUUACAUUUAUUUCCUCUUUUCUAAUUUGAGAGGUUUCAUGUGGAAGAAACUCAGCAUGUUGGGGUUGUGGGAGAUACAAACACCAUCACCAUGAAGCUGAGCUGUGUCCUGCGGGCAUGGGUUCUUUAUGUUAGUCCUGCAGUGCUCCUGGCAGCCCAGACGUUCCCAGCUGCCAGUUCAGAGUCUCUGAAGUGUGAAGGACCUCUCAGCACUGACCAGAGCAGCUGCCACACUGAUGAGGAAGAGGAUGAUGUGAUCCAUUCUGGUGACGCUGACUUCCAGAUCAAGGGCUACAAGUUCAGUAAACCCUUCCAUCUCAUCGUUUCCUAUGACUGGCUGAUCCUCCAAAGUCCAGCUACAGCCAUAUUUGAAGGAGACCCACUGGUUCUGCACUGUCGUGCCUGGCAAGAAAGGCCACUGACUCAGGUCAUCUUCUACCGAGAGGGCUCAGCCCUGGGUCCUCCUGGACCUAAAAGAGAAUUUUCUAUCGAUGCGGUGCAAAUGUCAGACAGCGGACUCUACCACUGCAGCGGCAUCUUCAGAAGCCCUGGUCCUGGGGCCCGAGAGACUGCCUCCCCUGUGGCUAUCACAGUCCAAGAAUUGUUCCCAGCCCCAGUUCUCAAAGCCUCGUCUUCUAAUGAACUCCAGGAAGGAGGCUCAGUGACCCUGAGCUGUCAGACAAAGCUGUCCCUGCAGAGGUCAGCUUCCCGCCUCCUCUUCUCCUUCUACAAGGAUGGACAGUCACUGAGUAUCGACGACAUCUCUUCAGAACUCCAGAUCUCCAAAGCUUCAGAAGAGCACUCCGGCUCCUACUGGUGUGAGGCAGCUACUGAGGACAGGCAAGUUUGGAAGCAGAGCUCUCAGCUGGAGAUCCGGGUGCAGGCUCUUCAGAAACCAACUGCUUCAGAGACUCCUCCUACGGAGCCCCCUGGUCCUCCGCCUCCGCCACCCUCUCCUGCAGAACACCUGGGAUUCUCCUCCUCCGACCCCCACUUCCAUCACCAGAUGAGCCUUCUUCUCAAACAAAUACAGGAUGUAAAAGUUCUCCUUGGUCAUCUGGUCAUGGAGUUGAGGGACUUGACUGUCUACCUGAAGCCUGGUAUCGCGAAGGCUGCUGACAAAUGAAUGCAAACUAAGUCAUCUGUGAUGCUCAAGCAACGUAGCAACUCCAGCUGUCUCUGGACUGCAUGUGUGCAGAAAUGGUUCUGCAAGCUGUGCUGGUACUUUGUUAGGAUAAUGGAGCUGGUUGAGAGAAAAUAAACACAUACAAGGUGGUACUCAGAA
Molecule: messenger RNA, 1301 nt
Organism: Myodes glareolus (Bank vole)
Lineage: Eukaryota; Metazoa; Chordata; Mammalia; Rodentia; Cricetidae
Gene: Fcrla
Product: Fc receptor like A
Biological process (GO): cell surface receptor signaling pathway; immune response
Cellular component (GO): external side of plasma membrane
Molecular function (GO): transmembrane signaling receptor activity
Source: RefSeq, a predicted model, not a curated record